AUGGUUGGGGUAACACCUGAAGGAGUUGAAGUACCCCGUAGCCUGGUUGAUAGGGAGAUGCAAAAGAAAUUACAAUCUAUGCCCAAAGAGUUUCAACCGGCCACUCCUGUUGGGCCAGAUCCAAAGUGGCGGUACAUGUGGAGAAUUGGACCUCGGCCAUCAAAUACCCGUUUCAAGGAACUGAAUGCUGAACCAGUCAUACCUGAGGGGUUUCCAGAAUGGAAAGAUACCAUGGAUUCAUGGGGCUACAAAAUGAUAUCUGCUAUAGAGGCUGUUGCAGAAAUGGCAGCAAUAGGGUUUGAUUUGCCUAAGGACGCAUUCACUUCUCUAAUGAAGCAGAUAUGCCGCAAGGAGCCGUACCUGUUGCUUUUCCACGACAUGGUCCAAGUUCAUGGACCACAUCUUCUUGCUCCAACUGGGAGUGACCUUCGGCGUCAUGGCCAAGAGGGAAUGGUGUUUGCUGGAUAUCAUUAUGACCUUAACUUUCUAACAAUUCAUGGCAGAAGUAGAUUCCCAGGUUUAAACAUUUGGCUAAGAAAUGGACAAAAGAUGGAAGUUAAGGUUCCCGUAGGAUGUCUCUCCUCAUUCAAACGGGAAAGCAGGUCAGAUCAUAUUUGUACUGGUAGUCAUAUAGAAUGGUUGACAGCAGGAGAAUGUAUAGCUGGCAUGCAUGAAGUUGUGGUCACUAACAGGACAAUUGAUGCAAUUAAACUUGCAUCAGAGCAACAUCGCAGCCUCUGGAGAGUAUCAUCAACAUUGUUUGCACACAUUGCAUCUGAUGCUGUGCUGAAGCCUCUAGGCCACUUUGCCGAGUUUCCAGAAGCCAGCAAGUAUCCAUCUAUCUGUGCCGGAGAAUUUGUAGAAAAAGAGCUUGCUGUAAUUAAUCUCAAAGGAAAUAAAGGGGAGCUUUAA
Molecule: messenger RNA, 912 nt
Organism: Thlaspi arvense
Lineage: Eukaryota; Viridiplantae; Streptophyta; Magnoliopsida; Brassicales; Brassicaceae
Source: the annotation of a GenBank genome assembly